This is a messenger RNA of Cooperia oncophora, 624 nucleotides long. The record is from the annotation of a GenBank genome assembly. Lineage: Eukaryota; Metazoa; Nematoda; Chromadorea; Rhabditida; Trichostrongylidae.
AUGUCCAAAUUCGUUGACAAUGACCCUCAUCAGAAAGGUAAAAGAGAAAUUAUAUUGUCAGUUGUAUGUGAGUGUCCUCCUAACGAACUUUCACGCAUACAAAAUUGUGACGAAAAAGAAGAUGAGGCGCAAGGAAAAAAAGGAUACGAGAAGAAGGUGCGGGGCAAGCUCAAAAACGUUAUCGUGAGGAGAAAGAACGGCAAGUACUUGGUUGAGGUAGCGCGGUUAUUUGAGUCAAUUCCACAACUCAUAAAACACUACCAAGAGACACCAGGAAAACUGAACAAGAUUUCGUUUAUUUUAAAAUACCCAAUAAAGCAACAGCCAUGGGAAUACCACCACAGUGACGUACAACAAGGGAAACUGUUGGGUGAAGGAGCGUUUGGAGAGGUCCGAGCUGGAACCUUGAAACUGAAAUCUGGACGUACGGUAGAAGUGGCCAUAAAAGUUACUAAAGGGUGCUCCGAUAUAGGGAAAGCAAAGAUCAAAGAAAUGAUGAAGGAGGCACGACUGAUGAGAAAUUUCAGGCACAAGAACGUUGUCCGGAUUUAUGGAGUUGCUGUAGACGAGCAGCCGUUAUAUAUUAUUCUUGAACUUGUAAAAGGUACGUGGAAGGUCUAUUGA